AUGCGGAUUUCAAUCCGAGAACAACUCGGGCUGCUGGUUCUUUUCUGUGCCCUAACCUCGCUGGCCGUGCUUGCACUAGCAGUGUGGUUUCAAAAUUAUUCUUUUAUCAAGGAUAUCCGCUUGUCGAGCCUCUCUUUGACCGCUUCGCUCAAGGCGGCUCAAUUGUCGAGUACCCUUCUGCUCUAUCAGACCCAAGUCCGUCUAGUCAGUACGCGUCUUCUGGUUCAAAGUGCUCUAGGUCGAUAUUAUGCCGGUAACACCACCAAUGAAAAUUGGGUCCGCUCGCAAUCCGAUCUCGAAGGCGCUUUAGCUGGUGGUUCUCUCUUGGUCCAAGCCGCCAUCUUUCCAAAUGUUAAUGGCAAUGCUACCGCGGUCGAUGGCUUGUUGAAUGUCACCGCUACCACCCUGAGCGGCCAAAUUAAACUCCCUUAUGCUGCGCCAAACGGCAGUGAUGUCUACUUGGGUGAUCCGGGCCUGGGUUAUCCGCCAACUCUCUUUCCAAACCUGACAUAUGGAGCCAUACCACCUGGCACCAAUGCUUCCACCGUUUCCUAUGAUGGCCAUGUCAUAGAUCCGAAUACCCCUCUUUUUCUCGGCCCAUUGAUCAUCAGUAAUGAAUUAUCGCUCCUUUCUGUCACCGUCGCCUUGAUCAAUAAUACUUCUGCUUCAGACGUUCUUGGUUGGCUUACCGUCGUCGUCAAUGCAUCCAUGAUCCUACAAAUACAAAACUCGGCCGAAGGCCUAGGCAACUCGGGUGAAACGCUCAUUAUUGGCCCAGCGACCGCGAACAACCUUUAUUCCGACGACAUCAGUGAUAUAACACAGGCUCAAGCAGGGGAUCAAGAAGUCAAAUUCGUCUUACCGCCGCACAGUAAUUCAACCGUCCAGGGCCGCCACCAGUCCCGGAGUUCCCUGGAAAACUCCACCAUUCCUUUCCGUGCUUCGUCGUAUCCUGCCGUUGUGGCUGCCUGGACCAAGGACAACAAAGCCGUUAAUAACGCUGGGGCAUAUAUCACCACCCACAAUGAAGAUGGUCAGAAGGUAUCUGUUGGGUACGCCACAGUAUCUUCUAGAGCUGUGAAUUGGGUACUAGUCAUCGAGCAGGCGCAUUCCGAGGUCGUCGCGCCCAUAUUACACUUGCGAGAUGUUGUCUUGAUUUGUGUGUUUUCAGUCACGGGCGCUUUACUGUUGAUCAUGCUCCCCAUGGCUCACUAUUCCAUCACCCCCAUACGCCAAUUAGCUGCCGCCACCGCCAAAACAGUGGAGCCUUAUCAGCCGGAUGAUAACAGUGAGUACUCGAGCUCGACGACCGGGCCGACCACAGAGGAGACCCAUAUCCAGCCGGAAAAUGAGAAACCAUCGAAAGGAGGCUUUUUAGCUGCAUUGCAAAAGUUUGCGCAUCCGAUGCAGGUCGUUCGAAGCCCAACUCCACGCCAAAAUCGAAGGAGAACCUUCAGAAUUCCGAGAAAGGUGCCGGAGCGCCAUCACUGGGUGACAGAUGAGUUGACUGAACUUACCAGAACCUUCAAUGAAAUGUCAGAUGAAUUGGCCAUGCAUUACGAACGGCUGGAAGAAAGAGUCAAGCAACGCACCGCUGAGCUCGAGAAGAGCAAAAAGGCGGCGGAGGCUGCCAAUCAAAGCAAAACGCUCUUCAUUGCUAACAUCUCACACGAAUUGAAGACUCCUCUAAAUGGUAUUCUCGGCCUGACCACAGUGUGUAUGACUGAAGAGGAUCCAAGCAAAAUAAGAUCUACCCUCAGCACCAUCUACAAGUCGGGUGAUCUCUUACUCCAUCUUCUUACUGACCUUCUCACUUUCAGUAAGAAUGAAGUUGGACAGCAAUUAUCGAUCGACGAGGCGGAAUUUCGGUUGAGUGACUUGAGCACGCAGCUAAUCCCCACCUUUGAAAAACAAGCCAGAGAAGGACAGAUUGACCUCAAAGUCUUGUUUCUGGGGCCCAACGAUGCUUUCGGCGAUGGAUCCGAAUACUCGGGAGAGAAGCUGUACGGUCCCGUCGGCACUGGGCGAGUUCGAGAUAUGUGCCUGUGGGGGGAUAAAAACCGCAUCCUGCAAGUGCUCAUGAAUUUUGUGAGCAACAGUCUGAAGUUCACACCUUCACAUGGCUCGGUAACGGUGCGUGUUCGCUGCACUGGUGUGAUAGAGACUUUUCCAAGCCGCGCGGGCAGUGCACGCAAGUCCUCCAUGAACUCACGGGCAUCCAAGUCUUCGAGCACGAAAAGGGUUCGAAUGUCCGAUGCCUCACUGGGACCUGGGGAGACCGCCGACCACGAAAAGUCUCAAGAAAGAUCUCAUGCAAGACCCCACGAUAGGUCGCAUGAACGAAACCACGCUCAUACUGUUACGAACUCUAACGAAGAUUCGAAGCUUAGUAUCAAUGUCGCGGGUGGAACCACUCAGAUCUCGAAAAUUGCGGAACGUCAGAGAUCCAUGUCGCCCCCACCAUUGAACACGAAAGACCUUGGCUUUGAGUUCGAGGUUGAAGACACAGGGCCUGGCAUCCCCCCGGAACAGCAACAGAUGAUUUUUGAGCCCUUUGUUCAAGGCGACCUAGGCUUGAGCAAAAAGUAUGGCGGUACUGGACUUGGUCUGAGCAUUUGUGCGCAGCUCGCUGCGCUUAUGGGUGGGGACAUCUCCCUGGAUAGCGCCGUCGGAGUGGGUAGCAAGUUUACGAUGCGACUACCGCUUCGUUACAUCUCGGAAAGAAGCGCAUCUCUUGCCUCGUCAACGCACUUGUCACAUUCCAAAGCGAGCAGUUUGGUGGGACAAACCCUCCAUGAUUCUAAUGACCCUCCGCAGCAUACGCAAAGUGACUCGACGCAACUGGAUGAUGGAGAUGGAUCAUCCAAGCUUGCUGAUGUUCCCCGAAUCGUUGGCUUCACUCAGCCCUACGUAGCGAAAGAAUCUCAACGCUCGGCAGACACCAAACUAGAUCAGAUGAAGAAGGUGGAAAGUGAAGCGGCUCAAAAAGGCCGGAAAGUGCGAGUACUCGUGGCGGAAGAUAACAAAGUCAAUCAAGAAGUGGUCCUUCGAAUGUUGCGUCUUGAGGACGUUUACGACGUGACUAUUGCCAAGGACGGACAGGAAGCUUUUGAUAAAGUACGGGAGUCGAUGUCCAACGAAAACCGCUUCGACUUGAUCUUCAUGGAUGUCCAAAUGCCCAACGUUGAUGGGAUCCAGUCCACCAAGCUCAUUCGAGAAAUGGGCUUCUCUGCGCCUAUUGUGGCGCUUACUGCUUUCGCAGAAAAGUCGAAUGAGGAUGAAUGUAUGGCCUCUGGAAUGGACUACUUCCUGGCCAAACCAAUCCGGAGACCUGCCCUCAAACAAGUGCUCAAGAAGUAUUGUGCCACCAUUCCGGAGGAGGAGUAUGAGGGCAGCUCAGGAAGCAUCCCGCAGCUUAACGAUGAUACACCAUCACCAUCACCACAGAUGAACGGUCAUGCCGUUUCUGGAGCACCUUCUAAAGUGGUGUCAAACCUGGAUCAGAAGGCCUCGCAUGUAGACAUUGUGGAUUCGGAAAAUGUUUCACCCUUGUCUUAA
Exophiala bonariae is the source of this 3558-nucleotide messenger RNA. RefSeq lists its product as uncharacterized. Lineage: Eukaryota; Fungi; Ascomycota; Eurotiomycetes; Chaetothyriales; Herpotrichiellaceae. Gene Ontology annotation, molecular function: histidine phosphotransfer kinase activity; phosphorelay sensor kinase activity. The record is from RefSeq and is a predicted model, not a curated record. Gene Ontology annotation, biological process: protein autophosphorylation; phosphorelay signal transduction system. The transcript is spliced from 4 exons. Bases 1 to 3558 code for a protein of 1185 amino acids. Gene Ontology annotation, cellular component: plasma membrane.